Molecule: messenger RNA, 921 nt
Organism: Podospora anserina S mat+
Lineage: Eukaryota; Fungi; Ascomycota; Sordariomycetes; Sordariales; Podosporaceae
Exons: 4
Coding region: 1-921 (306 amino acids)
Source: RefSeq, a predicted model, not a curated record
AUGGAUGACUCCGACGAUUCGGACUUCUACGGCUCCCCCAAAACCGUCUCCAGGCUCAAGUCCCGAGUUGCCGCCUACAACACACCUUCUUACUGGUCCUCCCAAGAAGCACGCACCAAACUCAUCACCUCCCGGAUCACCCCUUCGGAAUCCACCUCCCAGUCCCCUCUAGCCUCAGGACGCCUUCACAACACCUACGCCCAUAUCCCCCACGCCGCCUACCAACUCACAGAAUCCAUCCCCCAGUUCCUCGCCCGCCUACCCCCAGCCACAACCAACUGCCGCUUUGGCCUAGAAUGGAUCUUCAUCGCCAACCCCUACCUCCCUCCCCGUCCCCCCUCCGACCACGACCGCUUUAUGAGAGCCGGCCGUGAACGUCUUGACCUGUUCAAAUCCUUCAUUGACAAGACCACCGCUGCCUACCCCAACUCUCCCCUGGUCGCCAAACGACACAUUGCCGUGGCCAGAAAGGAGACAAUAGAGGACCUAAAACAGCUAGCGGUGGAGUGCCGCGAGACUUCUGGGAAAUGGAUGCUGUUCCCGGACGUAGCGUUCGUUAAUGAUACGUGGAAGAAGGUUGCCAGGGCGGUGGCGAAUCAUCAGUUGGGGACUGCGGCCAAGGUGGCGACGAGGAUGCCUGCGGGGUAUGAUGAUGGGCACGCUGAGAAGAAAGAGAGACUGAUAUGCAUCUAUACUGAGGAUUUUACGGAUAAGGAUGAUGUGGCGAGAGUGUUGAGGAGGAUGAAAGAGCUGGAGUUGGUGAAGCAGGGCCCGGGAGCGAGGCAGAUCUACUACAAGGCUGAUGCUUGGACCGAACUGGGAAUAUAUGGGGAAAAUGAAUGGGGGAUCAAAGCUUCCUUGUACAACUCGAAAGAGAAAUUUGAGUACAUCAAAGAAGUCACCGGGAAGAGGACGUUUUGA